ACAUGUACGACUAUUUUUUUUUUUUUUUGCUAAACACAUCCGCUAUGCUGGCAUGUUGACGAGCAGCUGUCUUUCUCGUACUUUGUAACACAGUUAACUUUCCGGUGCUUUGCGGCUAAAGCUAAGCUAAGUGGGAGCUAACGUUGUUUACCGGCUUGUCCCUGAUCCUCUGAGCCUGCGGAGCUCAUCAUGACGAAGCUGCUGGAGUGGGUGGGCGGCGUGCUGGUCCUGGGCGCCGCCUGGGCGCUGGUCACUUUCGACCUGUUGGAUCUGAGCCUGCCACAGACUUACAAGGAGGUAGCCUGGCCCAUGCCCCUGUACCUGUUGGUGACGUUUGGCUGCUACUCCUUAGCCACUGUGGGAUACCGGGUGGCCACCUUUAAUGACUGUGAGGAGGCAGCGAAAGAGCUCCAGGAACAGAUAAAGGAAGCCAAAGAGGAUCUGAGGAAAAAGGGCCUGAAGAUUUAAAAAACAAAAGACUGUCUUGAGCCAUUUUGAGAGACUCAAGGGAAACACAAAAAACGUUUCUUGUCAGUGUCACCGCUUGUGAUGUCAUUCAAAAUGAUGAGGCUCAAGGUGUGUGAAUGUCAGCAUCCGUCUUUUUUUUUUUUUUUUCCCUCGUUACUUUCUCACCAGCAAAUAUCUGAUCCGAGCAUCAGUCACUGAAAAUGUUUCAGCAUUUAGUUUUGAGACUAGAGUCUGAGUCACUGAUCUGUUAGAGAUUAGAUAUCGAUUGUUUGUACUUGAAGAAAUGGCAAAUGUAAGCAGGACUAGUGGGUUAUUUUUUUUUAUUUAAUCUAAACUAACAACAAAGGCAGCAGUUUGAUUAAAAAAUUGAAUUGUUGCACCACCAGUUAAGGACCUAUUUGUUAUUCUAGCUGUGGUGUUUAAUGCUUUCUAAAUUAUUCUCUGUAACAAGUUGGUCACUGUGAAAUGCCAGACAAUGAAAUCCAAGGUUCAUGCUGGCACAGAGCCCGACUAAAGGCUCAUUUCAUAGGGAAUUGUAAUAUGUGGUCUGCCUACCUGACUCCAGAAAGGGUAUUAUGUAGAUCAAGUUGUUUGUACCCAGAGAUUGUUGCUUGUCUGUAUGUAUGAGUUUGAUUUUUUUUUUUUUUUUUUUUUUUUUUUUAAUCUCUGAAGCUGUGUACAUUCCAUUGUCUGAUUCCAGACUUGUGCCCCGAGGCUUUUGCUGUAACUGAAUAAAAUUACAGUCUGUUUUCCUCA
Messenger RNA from Myripristis murdjan (pinecone soldierfish), 1224 nucleotides. RefSeq names its product dolichyl-phosphate mannosyltransferase subunit 3, regulatory (gene dpm3). The transcript has 2 exons. The record is from RefSeq and is a predicted model, not a curated record. NCBI's taxonomy places the organism in Eukaryota, Metazoa, Chordata, Actinopteri, Holocentriformes, Holocentridae. Gene Ontology annotation, biological process: GPI anchor biosynthetic process. Gene Ontology annotation, cellular component: endoplasmic reticulum membrane; dolichol-phosphate-mannose synthase complex. Bases 190 to 468 code for a protein of 92 amino acids.